AUGAAAAAUAUCAAAAAUAUGAAAAAUAUAAAAAGUGAAGGUUUCAUUUUUUUUGUACUUGUUUUUUUUAUAUGUAUUAUUUUUGGUUGUAUAUAUGAAAGUCUGCACGAGGGUCCAUAUAAAAAAACCCUUAACAGUCUUCAUGAAUCAACAAAGUAUAGACAUUUUAAUAAGAUCAGGUUAUUAACAGAAUAUAAAGACACAUUACAAAUUAAAGUAGAACAAAAAUCUUUACGUGAUUAUGUAAAUAAUGAUCGUUAUAAUAAUGUAAAUACGAAUGAUUAUACUUCAUACAAAGAUAAGGGAGAGCAAUUUAAUGAUACCAUUUGUGUUGUUGAUAAAAAAAAAGAGAAUGUAACUAUUAAUAAUGAAGAAGAAUGUAAUAAAAAUUUUUAUCAGUAUUUACAAUAUCUUGAACAUAACAACAAACAGGACAAUAAAUAUGAAGAAACGAAUUAUUUCUUACAGGGAAAUGAUAAACAUAUAGAUAGUGAACAUAAUGGAAUAAAUAAAAUGUACAAAGAAACAAUACAUAAAACACUAACAUCUGAUGUAUCAACAGAAAAUUCAUAUACUCAUAAUAAUUCAAGAGAUGAUGAACCUCAAAAUGGAAAACGCACAUAUAAUAAUCAAUCUAAUAAUAAUUUGCCAUAUGAUAAUUCUUCUUAUAAUAUAUCACCUUAUCAUGGUCCAAAUAAUAAUGUACCUUAUAAUAAAUCAAACAAUUUUGAACAAUGUAACACUCAAGAUAAUAAACACUGUAAUGAUCUAGACACAUAUCAUACGUGCUAUGGACCUGAUAAUUAUCCACAAAAAUAUGAUAAUUAUCGACAAGAAUGUGAUAAUUAUCGACAAGAAUGUGAUAAUUAUCGACAAGAAUAUGAUAAUUAUCCACAAAAAUAUGAUAAUUAUCGACAAGAAUGUGAUAAUUAUCGACAAGAAUAUGAUAAUUAUCCACAUGGGUUUGAUAACUAUCCACGUGGGUUUGAUAACUAUCCACAUGGAUAUGAUAAUCAUCCCCAUAGACCGCAUAUUUAUCCACAUGGGUUUGAUAAUCAUCCCCAUAGACCUCAUAUGUAUCCACAUAAUUUUCCGAUGAGAAAUGAAUCAGUGGGGGGCCCUUAUUACAGACCCCCUCAUAUAAUAGAACGAUCGAAUUAUUAUAAAAAUCCAAAAAAGGCCCCUCACAAUAUGAUGUUACCAUGUGAUACCAUGAAAGAUAAUAAAUCGAUAUGUGAUGAACAAAAUUUUCAACGAGAAUUAGAAAAAAUAAUAAAAAAAAAUAAUUUACAAAAUGGUAAUAUCAGAGAUAAUCAUGACACAAGAAUUAAUGAUUAUAAUAAAAGAUUGACAGAAUAUAAUAAAAGAUUAACAGAAUAUAAUAAAAGAUUAACUGAAUAUACCAAAAGAUUAAACGAACAUUAUAAAAGAAAUGGUUAUAAUAUACAAAAUAGACAAAAUAGUAUAGAACGUGCACAAUCAAAUGAUGUAGUUUUAUAUGGACAUAAUUUUCAAAAUGCUUUUAGAUAUAAACAAAAUACACGUUCGUAUUAUCCACAUGUUAAUUCAAACGAAGCAACACAUCAUCAAAAAACAAUGUAUUUUACUCAACAAAAUAAUUAUUCAAGAGAAGAAUAUCCAAUAAAAAGUGAACAACAUUUGUAUCAUGUAAAAUCAAAACGUUUGGAAAAAAAAUUGUAUGAUUAUCAAAAUGGUACAAACCCUGUAACCAACUUUUUAGAGCGCCAUUUUUAA
This is a messenger RNA of Plasmodium falciparum 3D7, 1755 nucleotides long. RefSeq lists its product as uncharacterized. Lineage: Eukaryota; Apicomplexa; Aconoidasida; Haemosporida; Plasmodiidae. The record is from RefSeq and is a predicted model, not a curated record.